CAAUGAAGAGCUAAGGACCCUGGUGACUUUCCAAUGCAGCUCACCAGCAGACUGUCUGCCACACAUUAAUGCUAUCCCUGUGCAGGGAGACAUAUACUAGUGGGAUAUUGGGGAGGACAGAGGUAAGGAGGAUUAUCAUUCAGUAUACACACCAGCAAGACAAGGUGACAAUUACGGGAAUUGGCUGGAUACUUCUAUACAUGGAUUUGUCAUUCUGGUCAUCUGAAAGGAAGACUGGACUGAUCUAGCAUCUCCUCAGAGAGUUCCAGGAGGUGGCAUGUAAUUACGUCAUCAAUUACACCAUCAUUUCUUCCCGGAGCCUGCAGUGAAAUUGUUACGGUGAUCUCAUUGAUACUAUCCAACCACAGAAGCUGCGGUACAACGGACAUUGUUAUAAUCCUGCGGAUAUAUAAGGGGGAGUCCAAUUACCUGCAAUGUAUUCGUGGGUGCAGCAUUCUAAAAAUGCGUUCUCAAAAUAACAACACUGAGUGCCCAGCCGACGCCAUGGCCUGCCAAGAAACAAACAUCUUCCAGAGCAUUUGUCCUGAAAAGCACCAGGAAUCGGAUACCAUUAAACGGAACAAGGGGAAGAAGCAGAGAGACUACGUUGCUGAAACGGGUACUAUCUUAAGAAGCCACAAAUCGGAUCAGAAACAAAAGGCCUCUAACAGAAAGGCAGAUGACCUCUCUCGAGAUGACCUGCUGUUCCUUCUUAGCGUGCUGGAGGGAGAGCUGCAAGCACGGGAUGAAGUGAUAUCUGUGCUAAAGGCAGAGAAAAUUGACCUGGCUUUACUUGAAGCACAAUAUGGGUUUGUGACCCCAAAGCGAGUGUUGGAGGCUCUUCAGAGAGAUGCGAUCCAAUCAAAUGCUACACAAUGGCAAGAGGAUAUCUAUGAAAAGCCAAUGUGUGAGCUAGAUAAAGUUGUGGAGAAACACAAAGAAACACACAAGCGGAUGCUGGAGCAGCUUCUACUGGUGGAAAAAUCCCAAAGACAAACGCUGUAUGACUUGGAGGAUGAGAAGAGGAAACACACGGAAUACAUGGAAAAGAGUGACGAAUUUACCAACUUACUGGAGACAGAGCGAGAAAGGUUAAAAAUACUGAUUGAACAAGAAACAACUUACCAAGCUAUAAAGGAGAAAGAGAACCACAAGAAAAUAACCAAACUCCGGGAUGAGCUCACAAAGUUGAAAUCGUUUGCGUUAAUUGUGGUCGAUGAGCAACAGAGGCUAACAGAACAGUUACAAGUGCAGAGUGCCAAGAUCCAAGAGCUAACAUUAACUUCCCAAAAAGCACAGGAUAAGCUUGUCAUUGUAGAAAUAAAAGCGGAAGAAGAGGAGCAAAAAGCAAACAGACUUGAAACAGAACUACAAAGUCAGGAAAGUAAGUUCUUCCAAGAGCACGAAUCCAUGAUGGCCAAACUAACCAGUGAAGAAACUCAGAACCGCCAACUCAGAUUAAAGCUGGCAGCUCUCAGCAGACAAAUUGAUGAGCUUGAGGAAACCAACAAGACACUGCGUAAAGCAGAGGAUGAACUCCAUGACCUAAGAGAGAAGAUGAAUAAAGGAGAAUGUGGAAACUCCAGCCUGAUGGCAGAGGUGGAGGAGCUACGAAAACGUUUGCUGGAAAUGGAAGGCAAGGACGAAGAGCUCAUCAAAAUGGAAGAACAGUGCAAAGACCUCAAUAAAAAACUAGAAAAAGAGGCAUCUCAAAGUAAGAACCUUAAAGUUGAAGUAGAUAAAUUAAGCAAAAGAAUCAACGAGCUGGAGAAAUUAGAAGAUGCAUUUAAUAAAAGCAAGCAAGAAUGCCUGUCUAUUAAAUGCACCAUGGAAAAAGAACGAAUGAGUACCAAGCAACUGUGUAACGAGCUAGAGAGUCUAAAAGUUCGAAUACGAGAACUGGAAACAAUUGAGGUAAAGGUUGAAAAGACUGAAAGCAUACUAAAAGAAGAUCUAACCAAGCUUAAAACCUUAACGGUGAUGCUUGUGGAGGAAAGGAAGACUCUAACCGAAAAAAUCCGGCAAACAGAGGAGAAACUGAAGUCCGCCAAUGCGCAGCUACAGCAAGAACAAAACAAGGUGACGUCCAUUACAGAAAAACUAAUAGAAGAAAGCAAGAAGUCUCUAAAAUCCAAGACAGAACUGCAAGAGAAGAUGCACACCAUUACAAAAGAAAAUGAGGAACUCAAAAGCAAAUUGAGGGCGGAGGAGGAGAAGGGAAAUGAUCUCAUGUCAAAGGUUACCAUCCUCAAGAAAAAACUGCAGUCACUAGAAUUAAUCGAAAAGGAAUUCCUAAAGAAUAAAAGUAAGCAAUCUGAAGUAUUCUAUCAAGAAAACAAUAAAAUCAGAGAGCUUACUCAAGAAGUUGAAAGGUUAAAACACACCCUAAAACAAAUGAAAUCAAUGGAGGAUGACCUCAUGAAAACGGAGGAUGAGUUUGAAUCCUUGGAGAAAAGGUAUUACAACGAGCAGCAGAAAGCCAAAAUGUUUUCGGAAGAACUUGAAGUUGUAAAAAUGGAAUUGGCAAACUAUAAACUGGCCGAGAAAUCUGGAACUUUCCAAGAAAAAACAUUGCUUACGAAGCUUAAGGAAGAGGAGGCAAAGUCAGGUCACCUUUCCAGAGAGGUGACCGCUUUGAAAGAGAAGAUUCACGACUACAUGAAAACAGAAGAUACUAUUUGUCGUUUGAAGGGAGAUCAUUCUGUUCUUCAGCGGAAGCUCAAUCAGCAAGAAAACAGGAACAAAGAACUGUCAAAAGAAAUGGAGAAUCUCUCCAAGGAGCUUGAAAGGUAUCGUCGCUUUAGUAAGAGCCUAAGGCCCAGCCUCAAUGGAAGGAGGAUUUCAGACUUUCAAGUGUUUUCAAAAGAGGUGCAGACAGAUCCUGUAUAUAAUGAACCACCAGAUUACAAAAGUCUUGUUCCUUUGGAAAGAGCGGUUAUAAAUGGACAACUAUAUCAAGAAAGUGAUAAUGAGGAUGAUGACACAAACGAUGAAGAUUCAACUGUGGCUUUUAAAUGUAAUUCAUCCAAUGGCAAUUCUUUAAACAACAGAAGAUUAAGAUCCCCGUGGACAAAAUCUAAUCAGCAACAGGGACAUAAUGGAAAAGUACAAUUAAAACAGAAUGGAAAUUACAUCCAUCCAGGAGACAUGGUCCUUACGCAUACCCCAGGGCAGCCUUUACAUAUUAAAGUCACGCCAGAUCAUGGACAAAAUACUGCCACACUUGAAAUAACUAGCCCUACUACAGAAAAUCCGCACUCCUUUACAAGUACAGCAGUAAUACCAAACUGCGGAACUCCAAAACAAAGAAUAACAAUUAUUCAAAAUGGUUCCAUGACACCUGUGAAGUCCAGAGUAAUAGAUGGAUAUGUGACACAAGACCAAGCAGUACCACCUCUUACAAUGACUCCUUUUGUAAGGCCCAGGAGCCCUGAUUCAUGUGGAUCUAUCACUCCAGACAGAACAAUGUCUCCUCUCCAGGUUCUGGCAUUAACAAGUUCAUCAAGUUCUCCAGACCGUGUUCUUUCACCAGAGCCAAUGGAAAUUGGCGGGACUCAUGCAGUUUUCAGGGUAUCACCAGACAAACAAGCUGGUUGGCAAUUCCAAAGGUCAAACAGUUCUAGCUCAACUUCAAGUGUAAUAACUACUGAGGACAAUAAAAUACAUAUCCACUUAGGAACACCUACAAGUCCUUUUACCCCAGUGCCUGAGAAAAGACAUUCACUUACAAAUGGAAUUCAGAGUAAACCCGCAAAUAAAAUCACCAGCAGUAUUACUAUAACACCAACAGCUACUCCACUAUCACGGCAAUCACAAAUUACAGUUUCAGAAGAAACAUUUUGUGGCAGUGUUCCAACACGAAUUCCCAAACCAAAAGCCGGGAUCGCAUCCAAAUUACCCAUUAAAAAGCCUAAAGGAAAUGCCAUGAAUGGAGAACAGAUUAAUAGAGACAAACUACAUUCAUUCAGACCCAUUUCUAAUCUCCAGGGUGCAGCCAAGCGGUGAUCCUCAGAAAUGAGAGCACAACGACGAAAGACGAAGUACACUGCGGUUAUCGGCCCGUGGACAUUGCAAUUCACUAUUAGCACAUGUGACACCACUGUCCUGGAAGCAGAGCUCAAUGAUAUUUCCUAACCUAUGUACCGUAGGAUUUUCCAUUAGUAUGUUGCAAUUCAUAUGUAUGUGCGUAGACUUUCUAUAGAUUUAUUUUUUACAAAUAAACAGUUGUCAUCGA
This is a messenger RNA of Pseudophryne corroboree (corroboree frog), 4234 nucleotides long. It is a transcript of the gene FILIP1L, whose product is annotated as filamin A interacting protein 1 like. Lineage: Eukaryota; Metazoa; Chordata; Amphibia; Anura; Myobatrachidae. The transcript has 7 exons. The record is from RefSeq and is a predicted model, not a curated record. Bases 463 to 4005 code for a protein of 1180 amino acids.